Messenger RNA from Paramecium sonneborni, 1437 nucleotides. NCBI's taxonomy places the organism in Eukaryota, Ciliophora, Oligohymenophorea, Peniculida, Parameciidae. The record is from the annotation of a GenBank genome assembly.
UUUAUAUAUAUAUAUAUAGAUGGCAUAUCAAUAGCCUUUUUACAUGGCAUCACCAUAAAGACCUUAAGUUUAAAGUUAACCUUUUAUUCCACCAACAUAAGUAUAGGCAAGACCAUAAUACCCAUCUGGAGGUUAAUAUCCUCCUUAAAUACCAUAGGUAGAAUUUGAAUUUAUUUUGAAUAAUAAUAGGGAUAUCGUCCUCCCCAAGUAUAUGGUUAUCCUCAAACUUAGAUAGUUAAUAAACCUUUACCACCUUAAGGAUAAAGGAUCUCUUAUGGUUAACCACCAAUAGGAUAUGGAGGAUAAUAAGUGCCAGCUCAAAAUUAUCCUCCAUAUUAAUAAGGUCCAAUCUAUACUUCAAGUCCAUAGAGACCACCACAACCACCAACAACUUAAGUAUAAUAUCCUUAGCAAACUGUAAUAAUAUAAAUCUAUAAUAUAAUUUAGACUGUUUAAUAAUAUAGAUAACAACCACCACCAUCAUCGUAGACAUUACCACCAAGAACAAUUUAAGGUUAACAAUAUACACCAUAAUAAUAUUAAUAACCUUAAACAUAAUAAGUGACUCGUCCAUAUGUUCAACCUUAAGUCUAAGCACCAAUCUAAUAAUAAUUAGCUUAACAACCUAUGUAAAACAAAGUAGUUUAACCUCCAUAAUAAUUAUAAUAAUAAUAAGUACCAUCAUAAGCCAAAACUUAACAAGUACCAUAAUACAGACCACCAGAAUAAUAACCAUAACAACAAUAAUAAUAUAAACCAUAAUAAUUAUCAUAAAAGGAUGAAGAUUUAGAAAAGAAGUUUUAAGAUGCUAUUGAUAGAACUAGAGAUUUAGUUUAAAGAUAUCAAAAUCCAUAAUAAUAAAAUUAAUAUUAACCAUCUAAAUAAUAAUAAUAAUAAUAAUAACAAUAAUAACCAUAAUAUGAAAAGUAAUCUAUAUCUUAUAUUAUAUUAGUCCUGAAAAUAAUGAAUAAGAUUAAUAAUUAUAAGAUUUAGCAUUAUAAUAUGAAGAUGGAUAUAUAUAUAGAGGAUAAGGAUAUGAACCAGCUACAAGAGAAGGAUUUGGUGUUUUAACUGAUUAAAAUGAUAAUGAAGUUUAUAGUGGUUAUUGGCAUGAAAAUUAAUAUCAUGGUUAAGGCAAAUUGAUUAAUUUUUAAGCUGAAUAAAUUGAAGGUCCUUUUGAUUAUUAAGAUCUUAGUGGUAUUGAUAAUGGUUGGUUAGGUUAUGAAGGUAUAUUUUAUAUUUAUUAUUUUUAUAGGUGAAUUCUUUGAAGGUAAAAUGCAUGGAUAAGGAACACUUUAAUUAACUAAUGGUGAAAAAUUUGAAGGUAAAUUUAAUGAUGGAAUGAUUGAUGGAGAAGGAUAAUACACAACUGUCAAUGGAUAAGUUAUUAGAGGAGUAUGGAAAGAAGGAAUCUUGGCAAGUUAUAUGUGAUCCCAU